CCGCUCCGAUUCGAUCGCCGAUCCGCCACAACUCCCCUCGUAUGUAUGAGGCCCUCCUUUCCACCACAUCACGGCCAACCCGUUGACUGCCUUCAUUGUAUCGAUCGUUUGCUGACUCAGGAGUUGCAGAGAGGGCAAGGUGGAGAGGGGAGACACUGGCCUCCAACAAUACGGUGGGUACAUAGCUUUGUUUUGAGCACACGCUCUCUUGGUUGCUUCUCGAGAUCUUCAGCCACAAUGUCUCUACUACUAGUCGGACACUCGCUCACAUCGCUCGCUCACAUCGCUCUCCAUGUACGUGGAGAGAAGUGGGAGACCUGCAUGGAGAGCGACUUCCGAUACAUCAUAUCCACUACUAGUACACCCUCUCUCGCCCCCCCGGUCUCUGCAUUCCUGCAGGCGGCGCAACUAUUCUUGAAGCUCGCAUUGCUUUCGUCCACACGCUUCAAUCACCAACUCACUCACACACACACCACACUUGCUUUCUCCACACACACCACCGCCACUACUCCACUCCCAGAUCGUCGGGGUACCGAGUCUCUCGCUUUCCCCCUCCCACCCCCUCCCCCCCUACCCAAAUCGGCAGCAGAGGGGAUUGAUUGAGUGGCUACCAACAUACUUGACUGCUCCUCCCCCUCUUCUUCCCCUACCGCUUCAUCCUUCCUCCAGCCUACCUCUCCAGUCCAAACCAAAACUCCCCCAUCACCUCAAUUCACCCUUCCGGCAACCCUCCGCCAUGUUCGGUAGCUGGUCUUCAUACC
Molecule: messenger RNA, 761 nt
Organism: Tricharina praecox
Lineage: Eukaryota; Fungi; Ascomycota; Pezizomycetes; Pezizales; Pyronemataceae
Exons: 1
Coding region: 46-603 (185 amino acids)
Source: RefSeq, a predicted model, not a curated record